GGAGUAAACAUCAUGCUUUGAAUCAGAAUAGAAAACAGCUCAAAAGUAAAAAUACAUAGAAGUGACAACGUUACAUAUUACUUAGCAUAUAUUCUAAUCAGACAGCUAAAAUGAACAUAGCCAUUAAUUUCUAAUGUUCACACAUGAAGCAAUAUUUGCAUACCCCUUAAGUAAGAAAAGUAAGAAAAGAAUAAAUGCAUGAUCAGUUGAGGAUGAAGGUGAAACCAUGAGUCGCAACAUGAACAAUUUCACGCCUUUGCCGGGGCUUUGGAGAACAGGUUCUAGAGCCUAUGAUGAUGCUCCUCACACUUCCAGUAAUACUCAUCAAUCCAAUGAAGUUCCUGUGUUUUACCGAUCUCGUCACUCUACUAGGACCAAUGAUGAGAGGAGUUUAGGUGCACAAGAUCCAUUAAGGUUGUGGGAAAUCAGAAGAACUCCUACAGAACAUCAUAGAGCAUCAAAACAUGGUUUAUUGGGAAAAAAUUGCAGUUUUCCAGCCCAACCUCAUAGAAGACAACAAACUUAUGUUCACAAUGAAGAAAUGGGAAGAAGAGGUUUCAACCCAUCCAGACUCAGACAAAAUUUCCAGCAUUGACCUGUAAGAUCAACAUCAACGCCUCAAACAAACACACAAGUUCCGCAUGUGGUAGACCAAAUUAACUAUUUUAAGCAAGUUACGAAAAAUAGUCUAUAACCCUAUGCCAACGCGGUUAGCUAGAAAGUGAGCUUAUAUUAUAGAGAAAAUGCUUCGAAAGAUUUGAAAGAGAGUGUGAGAGUACUGAGUCACUGGUUUAUUGGUCGAACCACUGGUCAUUGGUCAAAUUGCAUCACUAAAUCGGAUUAAACUGAAUAACUUGGUUGAAUAGAUCGGUCGUUAUAACAAAACUAAAAAAAAUAUAAAAUCUAUCGAACCGAAUGAUUCAGUCUCUACAAAAUAUAACUAGCACUUAAAUUUUUUUAAAAUAUCAUAUCAUAACUAAAUUCACAAGUUCAUAAUUUAAAUUCAAGUUUUAAACAUUGGUAUCACACAUAACAAAGUAAUACAAAAUUACAAAGUAUAAUUGCAAACAAAGUUUAAUCGCAACAUAAUCUAAUUGAAUAACUUAUAACAAAAUAACUUCAUUAUCUACUAAAUUUAAUUUCAAGGAAGGGUAAAUUGUUUCAAUGUUGGGAUCUCCUUCUUCAAUAUCAAAAUCAUCCGCAGCAAAAUCAACCGCAUUAUUUUUAUUUUAUUUCUUUAUUUUAAUUUUUCAUUAAAAUAAUCAAAAUGACGUCGUUUUAAUUUUUUUAAUUUAAAAAAAAUACUUAAACCACCAAGUGUUUAGAGAUACCACCUUUAACUACUAGUUCUCUUUUGGUUUUACAACAACAUAUGGGUGACAAUAAACUUAAUAUGGUUAACAUGCUUACCCGGAAAAUUGGUAUUGUGUUCAAUCCUCUAAUCCAAAAAACUAAUAAUAGUUACCAGCAAUUAGGACAUCAAAUAGGUUGAAUUGCUGAUUUUUUUGGUGCUCCUCAAACCCCAUUCAAUCAGUUCCUCAAAUCCAAGAAGUUGGGCAAUCCAAAAUCCUGAAGUUGCAAAUAAUGAAGAGAUUCCUAAUAAUCAAGUGCAACAACUAGUUAUUUCCCAGGAGAUCGAGCAGCCUAUACCCAAAGUAGUCGAAGGAGACUUAGGUCAAAACAACCCAUAUGUAAUAUUAGUGAAUAGGAACCAAGGUGCAUAUCAAGUGGUUAGGAGAGUCCAACAAAAUAAUUCUUGGGGAGGGGGCAAAAUAACAUAGCCAAUAUAGUUAGCCCAAAAUGGUGUUAAUGUUGUUCUUCAUAGGCUAAAUUUAGUUUUUGCCUUAUCUGAGUACGUAUUGCAAACUAUAAUUCCUGAAGGUGCAAAGAAACACAAAAAAGGAGGGUUUGAAUUGAGUUUCUUCUAUGUUCAAAAUUUUCGUUCAUCCAAACACAAACAACACAAAUGCAACAAUGAUAAAAGAACACGAGUAUUUUUAUUCUGGUUCCCCUCUAACUAGUUUAGUCCAAUCCACCCGCCAAGGUGAUUCCGCCUUCUCAUUAAGGUUCUAAUCCACUAAUCAAAACUUUGAUUACAAACUCAAUGAAUCGCAUUCAAAGAAUUCUCAAGAAUCCUAAAUAUGUCGUAGUCCCUAAAGGAAAUUACAACUCAAAGGCAAUCUGUCAAUAACUUCUUGAGUAAUCUGACUAACACUUAGUCACUCGAGGAAAUCAAUCAAAAUGUUAAAACAAGAAGUGUGUGUUUACAGAAUUUCUCGAAAAGAGUUAAUAAGCUGUCAACAAAAGGUAACAAUGUCCCUUUGGUAAUUUGGUAUAUCCCUUCAAAAAAUUAGAGGCCACACGGUAAUUUCCCACUACCAAUGGUCGAUAUCUCCAUAGAACUGUUCGAAUAACAAUAUAGCAUCCUCGAUGUAAUCAGAAUGAUAACUACUUGGAAUAUAGGGGCAUAUGUUAAACAUUUGUCGCUCCUUAAAGUACCACAUAUGGAUGUCUUCAUAGGGUUGUUGGUUCCAGAAAUAACAAACGUUCCAUCAGGCAUCUCUUUGUGACGACUUCAUAGGCAA
Vicia villosa (hairy vetch) is the source of this 2585-nucleotide messenger RNA. RefSeq lists its product as uncharacterized. The record is from RefSeq and is a predicted model, not a curated record. Bases 227 to 595 code for a protein of 122 amino acids. The transcript has 3 exons. NCBI's taxonomy places the organism in Eukaryota, Viridiplantae, Streptophyta, Magnoliopsida, Fabales, Fabaceae.